Vespa mandarinia (Asian giant hornet) is the source of this 1311-nucleotide messenger RNA. RefSeq names its product mitochondrial ribosomal protein L9 (gene mRpL9). The record is from RefSeq and is a predicted model, not a curated record. Gene Ontology annotation, cellular component: ribosome. Gene Ontology annotation, biological process: translation. NCBI's taxonomy places the organism in Eukaryota, Metazoa, Arthropoda, Insecta, Hymenoptera, Vespidae. Gene Ontology annotation, molecular function: structural constituent of ribosome.
UCAUAUCAAGUUCUGACAACAGAGGGAAAUACUAUCGAUUUAAAUGUAACCUAAAGUUUGUAUAAUAAUUGUAUAUUCUAAUUUAUUAAUGAUAUCCUUACUUUUCUUCCUGGAUUUUUCUUGCUGAAAACAAAAAGAAAAAUGUUAAAAUCGAAUUUUUGUGCAAACCAUUUAAAGAUGUUGAUUAGACCAUUUUUAAGCAGGACCACAUUAUUACAGAAUAAUGGCACAGAUUUUGUUUAUCAGCAAACACGGAAUGGUUUUAUAUUGAAAAGAAAAUUUAAACCACCACUUCUUAAAAAAUCUGAAAAAUACAGAAUGCUUAGGCCUAAAUAUUUUGUCUAUCAUUUUGUAGAACAUACUGAAAGUCAGAAACAGAAACCAAUCAAAUUGAUAUUAACGUCUGAUGUACAUAAGAUUGGUGCAAAGGGAGAAAUUGUUUUGGUGUCUCCUGAAAAAGCUUAUAAUAAUGUCAUUCUACCUAAAUUAGGAGUAUAUGCAACUGAAGAAAACAUUGGCAAAUAUAUUACAAAAAGCAUUGAUGAAGGACCUAAACUUUCUCUAGUAACAAAACAAACAAUAAAUAUUUUAUCACAUAUGAAUUUAUCUGUAUCAUUAUCACAAGAAGUUCCAUGGACUCUAGAAAAAUGGCAUUUAAAAGUAAGUUUCCGUAAGGCAGGAGUUUAUGUACCCGAAGAAGCAAUUACUUUACCAGAAAAAACUAUAUCUGGACCUGAUUUAUCUCUCGAAGGAAAACAAUUUUACGUCAUUGUAACAAUUAAUAAUAGCGAAAAAAUAAAAGUUAGGUGUAGGAUUCAUCAUCAUAAUGUAUUUAUACAAGAUUUUUGGAAAUAUUUGUUGGAGCCAAUUUUCCCAGAAGAUAAACCAAUAUUAGAUUCUAUGCCUAUACCUCGUAAUAUACAAAAUUUAGAAUAAAAUGUAUCAACUAAUUAUAUAUUUAAUUGUUAAUAAAUUUAUAAUGCAGAAUAAUUUAUUAUUAAUUUAUUAAAAUAUUAAGAUGAAAAAAGAAAAUCGUUGAAAUAGUAAUUUAAUUUAUGCAUUGCUUUUUCAGACACUAUCUUAUUAAAGCAAUAAUGUAUAUACACACAUACAUACGCAAUCAUGUUAAAAGAUAUAUAUAUAUACACAUUCGCGCGCGUACACACAUACACACAUUUGGACCUUUUAGUAAUCAAUAUAAUUCGAUUCUCUUAGAACUUCAAAAAUAUACUAUCCGAUUUGUCAAUAAUUUAUUUAUUUAAAAUGUUAACCUCUAAAUAUAUAUAGUAUCCUAAUAAAUGAUUUUAAUUU